Molecule: messenger RNA, 2059 nt
Organism: Salvia miltiorrhiza (redroot sage)
Lineage: Eukaryota; Viridiplantae; Streptophyta; Magnoliopsida; Lamiales; Lamiaceae
Product: glycosyltransferase family 92 protein RCOM_0530710
Exons: 1
Coding region: 190-1803 (537 amino acids)
Source: RefSeq, a predicted model, not a curated record
CCUAAUCCUAUAACAAUCUUAAAUUCAAGACUAUUCUAAUCAAUAAGACAGAUUUAAACACAAUUACAAUAAGAUUUAUAUUUAAAGAUAAUUAAUACACAUACCAAAAAUAGUCAUAUAAAACGAUAGCCAUCGCUCUUCACUCUCCUCUCCAGCAAAUAAAUCUCUCUCUCUCUCUCUAAAAUAUUGAUGGCACGUAAGAAAAGCCUCCGAGCAACCUUCCUAUACGUCGUCGUUUCCGUCUUCUUCUUCGCCUCUCUCUACCACUACCUCCACGACGCCGUCUCCACCUUCUCCUCCACCGCCAUCAUCUCCUUCUCCGCCGCCACCAAAACCCCCUUCCACCGCCGCUCACUCGCCACCACCGCCGUCCUCGUCCACGACUGGCAGGUCCUCGUCAUCCUCUCGCCGGAGACGCCGCCUCCGCCGAAUCUCGACGGCUACUCCUGCCUUUUCCACACAAACGAGAUUUCUCCGGCGAGAUUCUCCGGUACGCUCCCAUUCCCCGAUCGAGCGACCUUCACCUGCCUAUUUCCGGUACGAGCUCGCCGGAGCGCGCCGUUCCGGCAGCCGGUGCUGCUGCGGACGCAGGUUAAACCGCCGGCAAUCGCGGCUGCGCGGCCGCCGCUUCCACUGUGGUCGAAUCUCGUCUACGACUCCCUCACCACAGACGACGAUGUCGUCUUAUUCGUGAAGGGGAUCCACACGCGGCAGGGCUCCAACCGCCGCCCUAGUGAGUUCCGGUGCGUCUUCUUCUCCGACGCCACGGAAGGCGUCAGGACCGCCGUCACGCACUCGAAGCAGGAAGUUUUCCGCUGCGGACGGCCUCCCCUAACGGCCGUUAGCACGGGAAAGGAAUUAGUGAAAGUCACCUUAGAAAUAGUCGCGGAAAAUAGGGUAGUCCCUUCCGUGGCGUACUACACGCCCCCGCGCAAGUUAGCCCCCAACGGCGGGAAGGCUCUACUCUGCGCCACUACCAUGGUUUACGACGUGACCAAAUUUCUCAGGGAGUGGGUGUUGUACCACGCCAAAAUCGGCGUCGAGAAAUUCCUCCUCUACGACAACGGCAGCGACGACGAUCUCUCCAGAGUAGUCCGCGAGCUUGUGAUCGAAGGCUACGACGUCGCCACCUACACGUGGCGGUGGCCGAAGACGCAGGAGGCCGGCUUCUCGCACAGCGCGAUCUACGCUUUAGAUGCUUGUACGUGGAUGAUGUAUAUAGACGUCGACGAAUUUGUAUACUCGCCGACGUGGCAUAAUAUCAGUGCGCCGUCGCCGUCGCUGCUGCAUCACCGGAUCGCAAAUUUGUCGAUGAAAUUAGGUCAGAUAAGCAUAAACUGCCGCGAAUUUGGGCCGUCGGAGCAGAAGGUUCACCCGGUGCUGGGCGUGAUCUACGGCUACGAUUGCCGCCGGCGCCUGGAGAAUCGGCACAAAUCAAUUGUGAAAUUGGACGCCGUUGAUGAAUCCCUAGUGAACGUGAUCCACCAUUUCUACCUAAAGGAAGGGUUGAGGACUAGGAAAUUGAACACGACGGCAAUGGUGGUGAACCACUACAAGUACCAGGCGUGGCCGGAGUUCAAGGCCAAGUUCAGGCGGCGCGUGUCGGCCUACGUUCUGGAUUGGACGCAGAAGAUGAACCCGAAGUCGAACGACCGGACGCCCGGGCUAGGGUUUGCCCCGGUGGAGCCGGCCGGGUGGCCGCAGAAGUUCUGCGAGGUUCGGGAUGAGGUGUUAAAGGAUUUGGCUAUUCGGUGGUUCGGGAUCGAGUCGGAGUUCGGGAUCAAAAUGCCGUGGGAGAGAUGAUGCAUGAAAACUGUUGAUUCUCUACGGAAAUUGGGGCUAGGGUUUUGCGCGAUCGAUGAUGAUUCGAUUAUUCUUGGCUUGCAUGCAUGGAUAUUCAUUGUUUGCUGCUUACGCCCAAGGAAGACAAUUGUUUGUAUAAAUUAAAAAGUGAUGAAAGGAAUUUUCUGCCCAUGUAAUUGAACAUGGAUUUAUGUGAUUAAUUUUUUGUACCUAUUCCUUGUAAUUUGGUGCUUCAAUACUAGCUUUUUUUAGUUAA